Messenger RNA from Notothenia coriiceps (black rockcod), 504 nucleotides. RefSeq names its product aldehyde dehydrogenase, dimeric NADP-preferring-like. Lineage: Eukaryota; Metazoa; Chordata; Actinopteri; Perciformes; Nototheniidae. The transcript has 5 exons. Gene Ontology annotation, molecular function: 3-chloroallyl aldehyde dehydrogenase activity; aldehyde dehydrogenase (NAD+) activity. Gene Ontology annotation, cellular component: cytoplasm. Gene Ontology annotation, biological process: aldehyde metabolic process. Bases 1 to 504 code for a protein of 167 amino acids. The record is from RefSeq and is a predicted model, not a curated record.
AUGAGCAGUCCGCAGAGCCCCUCUCCCCACCGAUGGUUCAAAGAGCUGCGAAGGACCAGGCAGGGGGAGCCCUGUUUGAAGACAUACCCUCUAGAAUGUGAGGGUCUCCUGAGAAGGGCGAGAGUCACCUUUCAAGCUGGACACACCCUCAAAGAGAGCUUCAGAGUGGCACAGCUGGAGGCCGUGGUGCGGAUGCUGGAGGAACACGAGAGUGACUUUGUGGAUGCUCUUGGAAAAGACCUUAAUAAGCCAAGGUUUGAGGCAGUUGUGUCAGAACUUAUUCUCGUCAAGAAUGAGGCCCUGUAUGCCAUCAACAACCUUAAGAAGUGGAUGCAGCCGCAGCAUGUGGAAAGAAACCUGUCCACGACGUUAGACGAGUGUCUGAUGGUCAGUGAGCCGCUGGGGGUUGUGUUUAUCGUGGGGACCUGGUGCAGCCCUGUGGAAACGUGUCUGGUGCCUCUGGUAGGGGCCAUUGCAGCAGUCCCUUAUUAUCUGAUCAUUUGA